Molecule: messenger RNA, 566 nt
Organism: Drosophila grimshawi
Lineage: Eukaryota; Metazoa; Arthropoda; Insecta; Diptera; Drosophilidae
Exons: 3
Coding region: 33-566 (177 amino acids)
Source: RefSeq, a predicted model, not a curated record
AAAGUUAAUCGCUGGUGUGCAUUGAGAGCUUUAUGAUGUGGCUGUCGGUUAAGUUUUUUCUUCUCCUGCUGGUGGUAGCAAAAAGCACUAAAACCCGAUUUACAAACGUAGAGUGUGAGAUGUUGGAUCCAUUGUAUGCUACCUUCAAGGAAUGUAAACUAAAAAUUCUGGGACGCGGCAUUGUGGGAUUGAAUGUAUAUGCGACGUUGAAUCAAGGACCCUUCAAAACUGCUAAGGUAAACGUUUGUGUUUGGCGCAAAUUUAAUGGAUACCGACCUUUUCUGUUCAACACGACCUUUGAUUUUUGUAAGUUUAUGGACAAGUCCAAAGAGAAAUUGUCGUACAUAAGAUUAAUCUUGAACGCAAUUUCCGAGUCAUCGAAUUUGAAUCACUCGUGCCCCUAUGAGCACUCCAUAAUUGUGCGAGACUUGGUGCUUAAAGAAGAGUUUUUCAAAUUGGCACCCAUUCCGUCCGGUCAGUAUAAAAUUCAGAUUAUGGCAGCUACCAACAACCAGUGGAAAGUAAAUAUAAAUAUUCAUGGAUUUGUUGGAGACUUAAAAAAAUAA